Molecule: messenger RNA, 2510 nt
Organism: Coregonus sp. 'balchen'
Lineage: Eukaryota; Metazoa; Chordata; Actinopteri; Salmoniformes; Salmonidae
Source: the annotation of a GenBank genome assembly
GGGUUACAUCGUAUCUGCACGGGCCCAAUCACAGUUUUGGAGAGAAGACGGGAGAAUCUUUAGAAGAGGGGCCUCCGGUGCACGUGUCUUGUAGUAGAUAAGAUUUUGUUUGAUCUUUGCGGUUAAUAUUUAGAUAAGAGGGACAUUUUGGGAGGGGAAAGUGGCCAAUUGAGGCAACAAUGGAUGCUUCUCCAAAUCCCCAGACAAAGACAGGUAAUCUUAAACUGACUGUUUUAUUUUUCCGGCUCUGCUAUGGUGGUCUACUACAAAGUGGGCCGAACAAAAGCAAUACUGUUGCACGAGUCAUCACCAUCUGACCAACAGUGUAACUGGAUGGGUCUAUAGACUUAACCCACACUAGGAUCACACGUUAUAGGAGCUUUUAUAGGCGAAUUCUAUUUAUUUUCUGUGCAGAUGUGUUCUGUGCAGCCAGACAAUUUAAAAAUUAUUUUCUAUUAAAAAAAAAAAAAUCCUACGUGAAUUAGUUAUAACAUGUCAUUUAAAUAUAAUAGCUAGAAGUAUUUUUGCUUUUCUAAUGUACUGAAAGUUGUGUAAAUCGCGUUUGAAGCAUUUUCGGUCAGAUUAUCACGAAUUGACUAUGGUCAAUGCUAUCCGGGAUUGUCUAUGGUGAUAGAAUGCAUUGUGGGUGUCAAUAUAAAGUGACGGCCAUAUUUGCCGGGUGCCGUUGCUGUAAACAAAAAGUGAGAGACAGGCGCUUCACUGAAUUAGAUUUUCGGGUCAUUUUAUUUCUUUAAUUUACAAUGUCUCUGGGAAUGUCUUACAAACCCAAUGUCCACCAGCACAUUCCAGGAACUUCCGGGAACCAGGGUAAGAGAACAAUAUCGGUUAAAAUCCAACCAUCCAUCCGUUAAAUCGAGUGUUAAAAAUUCGGUGUUUCGGAGAAUACCUGGAGAAAGACCGCGUCUGUAGUUUUUGUCCAGUUAUAUAUAGGGUCAGAUCCUGGGAGCUAGGCUAAUUCAUAUCCGCCAUUAUUACUAAUGUAAAAAAGCCUCAUCUUCAUUGGCUAUAAACAAGGGCAGAGGUGUGAAAUUCCAUAUGUUCCGAAAAAUAAUCCCCAUCGUUCUGUGUCGGAUGCCAUCCUGGAGGGUGUCGUUACGUUGUGACAAAAAUGUAUCACUUUGGCUUCUUUAGUCAGCCCUGUUCCGCUUCCUCCAUGAUGGUCUCUUGCGGAGCUGUUGAUUGAGCUGCCAGGGUAUUCCUUUAUGAACCUUCGAGGACAUCUAGUGUUUAACAACCCUUAUUGCAUUAGAAAAUACAUGCUCACUACAACUGUGGGCAUUGUUGGCAAUGUGAACAUGCAAUAUGUAGAAUUUGUACCAAUUUAUUUUUUUCAGUGUUUUAUACUAUCUGGUGAACGGUAAUAUCAUAUUUGACCCUAGAUUUGUUUUGUAUUUGUCUCCCAACAGUUGGAAACAUCCAGUCUCCGUCAGCAGCCAACUUGGCCACGUUGCAGUCCUACAGGCCGCUGGUGAACGAUGUUUACGCACCACCCUCCUUGGGCUUUACACAGGUACAGACACUCAAAUUGCUUCUGCUAAUUCUACAAUGCAGAAAAUAAAAUUGACAUGUUAAUAGAAAUGCGUCGUUACAUUGUAAGUAACUCUUUUGGUAAGUGCCUUAUUCCUAUCCUGUCCCUGUGUGGUCAGGGAUCCAGCAGCAGCCAGGUGCCCCAGAGUAAGUAUUCAGAGCUGCUGGCCAUCAUCGAGGAGCUGGGGAAGGAGAUCCGGCCCACCUACGCCGGCAGCAAGAGCGCCAUGGAGAGAAUAAAACGAGGUAAUGUGGAAACUUCUGUAGUAAUACAAUACCUCUAUUGUGUGGUAAUGCAAACUGCAUUAUCUAGACUACACAAUAGUCUUCUUCCUAACUCUCUAACUUGGUUAGAGAGUUGUCAUUCAGUCUGUGAAUGACAGUUGUUCAUUUUGGUGUAUCCUACUUUUCCCCAAAGGUAUCAUCCAUGCCAGGGGACUGGUGCGGGAGUGCUUGGCAGAGACUGAGAGAAACGCCAGGUCCUAACUACAGAAGCACUACCCUCUCCUGUAGAAGAACCCACACUCUCACUCACCAUGUAAAAGACAACUGCAUGGCACAUCCUCUAAAAAGAGGAAUGGAAAACAAAAUAAGGGAUGGUUGAAAAAGUCACAAAUGUUUCUGGAAGGUUGAAAUGUGAGAAAGGGGACACUAGAAUAUAAUUCAGAAUUCAAAUGAUUUGUUUUUUCUUCAUGCCCCAUUUUGGGUCACAGUUUCCUGACUUCAUAUUUAAAAUGAAUAGUAAUUUUUGCAUGCAAACCUAUGGGUCCACCAUGGCCUUUGGUUAAUUGUAGACAUUGCAUGGCAUGUACUGGAUUAGACUAGGAGAGAAACUCUUUUUGAUAGCUAUUGGUCUGAAUUCCAGACCCUUAAUUGUUGAACAAGUGAAGGACAGAAAAGUGCCAAAUACAUUGGUUCAUUCAUGUUGAGGUUCUUUUUUGGGAUUAAUAAUAAAUGCUGUU